Brassica oleracea var. oleracea is the source of this 2554-nucleotide messenger RNA. RefSeq lists its product as uncharacterized. Gene Ontology annotation, molecular function: zinc ion binding. The record is from RefSeq and is a predicted model, not a curated record. Bases 187 to 2442 code for a protein of 751 amino acids. Lineage: Eukaryota; Viridiplantae; Streptophyta; Magnoliopsida; Brassicales; Brassicaceae. The transcript is spliced from 2 exons.
AAAAAAAUCGCCGGAUCCCUUCUUUGCCCUUCUCCAUCGCCCAGAAUUUCCCCCUUGUCUGCUUCCUUACCCGCCAAAUCCUUCCUCUUUGAAUCCGUCUAUAACGAAUUGCACGAGUUGAGUUAGAUUCUGGAACAGAUAUUGUCUGGCAUUCUACUUGGCAAAUACUUUGUUUACUGUGAUGAAAUGGCAAAUCACCAGCUGAUGAUGAUGGCAGCGGAGGAGAAUCACGAGAUAUCCUCGUUUAGACAGGAUGAGCAUUUUGCGGAACCUCGACAGAACAACGAACUGUUUCCCCCUCCUCCUCCUGCUCAUGGCUACAAGUUUGCUUUCCAACCGCUACAGGCAACUGACCUGCAGAUUGGUGUUUCACGUGAGCAAAACGAGGUCUGGAACCACAGUGGAGAGAUACAUGAAGGACAGUCUCUCGAGGGAAAAGAUGAGGUUGAUUCUCUGGAGAUCCGAGACGGAAGCUAUGACAAUGCUUAUGACAUCACAUUUCCUGAUAACGAUGAUGACUCUGUGGAAGCUUCGGAGAAUGACAAACUAGCUUUAGUAGUUUCCGAGGAUCUCACUGAUAGCUUACAGUUAGGGGUGGGUCACUGCAUGAAUACGGAUCCCAUAGUACCUGAUUUGGACAUAAGCCUUUCUCAGCAGCUAGAGUUGGCUCCUCCUACUGUUCAGUGCCGCUCUCUGGCUCCAGCUCCUGAGCAUAAUUUGGAAGUUGGUAUGGAGUUUUCAGAUGUCCUCGCUUGUAGGAGAGCGUUGAGAGAUGCAGCAAUCGCCUCGCGGUUCGAGAUGCAGACGAUUAAAUCCGAUAAAACUCGCUUCACUGCAAAGUGCGCUAGUGUGGGCUGCCCCUGGAGGAUCCACUGCGCCAGGCUUCCCGGUGUGCCAACUUUUUCGAUAAGGACUAUUCACGGGAGCCACACGUGCGGUGGUAUCUUGCACCUCGGUCACCAUCAGGCUUCGGUUGAGUGGGUCGCCGAGGCUGUGAAAGAGACGCUGAGAGAGAAUCCUCAUUGCAAACCUAAGGAGAUACUUGAGGAGAUUCAUCAAGUCCAUGGGAUCACGCUAUCGUAUAAGCAAGCGUGGAGAGGGAAAGAGCGUGUGAUGGCUACUGUUCGAGGUUCGUUCCAAGAAGAUUACCGCCUUCUUCCUCAGUAUUGCGAUGAGAUUAGAAGGACGAAUCCUGGGAGCAUCGCUGUGGUUAAUGGACACCCUGAUGAUGCGAGCUUCCAGCAGCUGUUCAUCUCUUUUCAUGCAUCGAUCUCUGGUUUCCUCAACGCGUGUCGACCUCUCAUUACAUUGGACAAGAUCGUUCUGAAGAGCAAGUAUCUAGGGACGCUGCUGCUCGCCACUGCCUUUGAUGGAGACGGUGCAAUGUUUCCUUUAGCUUUCGCGAUCGUUGUGGAGGAGAACGAUGGUAGUAGCUGGCACUGGUUCCUCUCGGAGCUGCGUCUACUGCUCGAAACGAACACGGAGAACAUGCCGAAGCUCACGAUUUUAUCUAACAGAGAGCCGUCCCUAGUUAACGGAGUAGAAGUUAGUUUCCCAACGGCGUUUCACGGCUUCUGCAUCCACCAUCUCGCGGAGUCUUUCCUCAAGGAGUUUAACAGCGACUCUGUUGUCGUAAACCUCUUUUGGGAAGCGGCGAAAUGCACCACCGAGUUUGAGUUUCACGCAAAGGUUCACGAGAUGCUGCAGGUGUCCCAAGACGCUGCCAUGUGGGUCAGUAACAUCCCUCCCUCUUUGUGGGCCACAUACUGCUUUGAAGGAACCAGGUUGGGUCAUCUGAAUGUGAAUGUCACCGAGUCGAUCAACGGUUGGAUUCAAGAAGCUUCGGGUCUUCCUAUAAUCCAGAUGAUGGAGUGUAUCCGUCGCCAGCUCAUGACUUUGUUCACCGAACGCCGAGAAGCAAGCGUGCAGUGGUCGAGUAUACUAGUUCCAUCUGCUGAGAGACUGGUCCUCGAGGCGAUAGAACAGUCUCGUGCGUACCAAGUUCACAAGGCAAACGAGGCGCAAUUCGAGGUCAUGACUGGUGAAGCAACGUUGUUAGUGGAUAUUAGAUGCCGUUCAUGUAUGUGCCGCGGAUGGGAUCUAUACGGUUUGCCUUGUAGCCACGCAGUUGCAGCGCUCCUCUCUUGCAGACAGGACGUUUUCAGGUUCACAGAGGGUUACUUCACUGUGGCGAAUUACAGGAGAACUUACGCGGAGACCAUACAUCCAGUUCCAGACAAGACCAUGUGGAAGAAAAUGGAAGCUGAGGGAGAAAGUGGUGAUGAGGUUAUGAUAACGCCACCGAGGGUGUUGAGACAACAGCCACGGCCGAGGAAGAGGAGAGUUCAAGUAGAGGACCGUGGACGACAAAAGCGGGCGGUUCGAUGUAGUAGGUGUAAUCAGCCUGGCCAUUUCAGAACAACUUGCACAGCUCCUAUAUAAAAGAAAAGCUUAUGAUAUCUCUUUUUAGAUUUUUUUUUUAUAGGUUUAGAACAUUCUUUGCAAAGCCUUUCUCUUAAACUCAAUUUUCCAACAGUGACAAUCAACUAAACAU